AUGUCUAAUCAGAAUCCUUCUUCUCCGACAUCAGUCCACCUCUAUUCUCCACCUUCUUCAAGUGCGCCUCAAGCCACAACUUUACCGACCACCACUCAGCAGUCAUCCACCAGACACCAAUCGACUCCCCCUGGUCCUUAUGAUUGUCGUUCGAACAAGUGUAAAAACGGAGGAUCUUGUGUAAUCCCUGGUUAUUUUUGCGAGUGUCCGAAGUAUUACGUUUGGGACCUCUGCCUUGUUUAUGUUGGUUCAAGCGCCGUAGAAGUAGAGGUAAAUCUUCAAAACGAGAAACAAUGGAUAGCGUAUAACUUCAAAGCAGCAGUGGCAAAGGCUUGCUCGAAUUUUUUUUGCGGGGAUGAGGAAUGUGGAAGUAAGUCGAAACAAGAUAGUCAUUCAGAAAAGGAAAAGAAAUUCCUGGCUACCGACGCUAAAAUACUCGGACUUUCCAUUGGCGGAGAAAAUACUUUGAAAGUAGAAGUAGCCGUUUUAUUUCCAUCUGUGGAAGGCCAGGUUCCUCAACCCUUACCUCGUGCUACACUCGAACAAAUACUCCAAAAAAAUGAAGAAAGUCUUGGGGAAGCCAUUGGAGGCACAAUCAUCAGGAUCGGCAAACGACAAGUAGAGAACCCAACAAAUAGUGAAAGGUCUACUCCAGAUAAAGAAACGUCGAACGUGCCAAUUGUCGCUGGUUUGGGAAGCACUGUUGUUGUGUUGGUGCUAAUUGUGGCAUUCUUCGUUUAUCAAAUGAGGCGGAAAAGAAAUAAUGCAGGGAAAAGGACAGACGAAAUCUAUUUGGACAGUGACUUUGUACGCCCCAGAACCAAUUCUAUGGUUGCAUUUGAAAACCUAGGAUAUUAUGCGGAAAACCCGAUGCAUGAAUCAAUCCACAGAAGUGGAUCGGUGGUAUCCAGACAAGAGCCAGUCAAUGGGGUUGGAUCCUUGGAAAACAACAGCGCAACACAGGAGGCACCCGAAAAAACGUUCCUGAGUAAUCCAACCUAUGGUUUGCCAUUCGCUGAAGAUCCUGCAAUCAUAGAAGAUUCUGAAAAUCGUUAUGCCACUGUUGAGCAGUAGAAGACAGAGCCAUAGGUGAAAAAAUCCUUGGUGACUGAUGAAGUUAGUUAUAGAAGUUGUAGAAAAGUACAAAGGGGAGUGAUAGUAACAUGCUUUUGCGAAAGUGAAUUGGGUUUCCCUGGCAAUUGCACUUCGUUGUUUACUUCUGAAGAUAAAUCUAAUCAACGGCUCUAGCUACAGAAAACCUGCUGGAGUUGAUAUUUCCACAACACUCUUAUCGGCUUCAGAGAAAAAAGCGAACUUUCGGGCUCGAUCUUUGAAUUAAGGAAGAUACUUUCAGUUCCUUUUGUCGCCGCGAACUUGGCGCAAAUCUUCAUUGUCAUCAGUUUCCCUCCCAAAAACCGACGAAAGUGCAUAUUUUUCCAGCGACAUUGCCAAGGUAAAAUUGUUAGUGUGAGUUUUCCUUUUAUAUCUCUUUAGUUUGCCUUUUGAUCUUUCUUUAGGUAGGAGAAGUACAGGGCCACAACAAAAAUCUGAUUUGUAUAGAUUAUCGCAAUAACUAAUUUUUUUUAAAACAGUACGUUGAAGCUGCGCUUUAAAACUGAUCCAGUUCUUGGCGGCGGUAGAACUAUUUUGAGUGUCUACUCAGAAAAAUUGUGCGUAGUCUUUGUUUAGCACUAGCUUCAGCACAAUUACUGCUGUCCACAUAACGGCUUCUGUUGGAGAUACUUUGAAUGUCAUUACCUCUUGAAUGUUUGAGGAAGAUCUCCCUUGCUCUCUUUUUUAUAUGCAAUAGUUGUGGGUUAUCAGGUAGCAAAGUAGAAAGAAUUAGGAAUUAAUCGUAGUACUCUUCCUGCAAUUCAUGAUAUUCCUAACCACAGUGUUGCAAUUUGAAAUUGUUAUAUGCACCUUUCUGUUUUGUUGUUAUAAUAUAUUUAUUCGACUUUUGGCUUUUGAGUCGAAUACGUUUUUCUCUUUUUAAUCAAACGAUUUUUUUUUUCAUUCUUAUCAUAAAAUUUACAAUUUCCUUUAUUGUGACUGGUUUAAAAACUCAAAUCAUUUUCCACAGUUGUUAUCGGACAGUCUGUUAUUGGACAGUUUAAUUAUCAAAUUACAUUCAAUGUUGUAGUUUAAAUCAAAUUUCUCCUUUCCUUCACAACUUGGCUAUAUUAUUUUUCUCGGGAAAUAUAAUUUUUAUUGUUUUUUAUUGUAAUUAUACUCAUGAUAAAUAAAUCGGACUCUCACUGCUCGGUCGUCUGAUUUUGUUAUUACUCGUAUGAUUGGAUACCAAAUUUGUCUCCACUCAGACCAGUUAUCAUUUUUUACAGAUAUUCAUUCAUGGUGUGAAACCCUCUGAUUGAGCGGAAUGAAGUUUCUUGAGAUAGUUGAAUGUCGUAAACAAUUAGAUAUUUUUUUAUCAUUUUAUACAUAUAAUCACACUUAGAGAGAAAAGAAUAAAGAUCAAGGGUUAAUCAC
Messenger RNA from Stylophora pistillata, 2490 nucleotides. Its product is annotated as low-density lipoprotein receptor-related protein 4. NCBI's taxonomy places the organism in Eukaryota, Metazoa, Cnidaria, Anthozoa, Scleractinia, Pocilloporidae. The record is from RefSeq and is a predicted model, not a curated record.